Messenger RNA from Vicugna pacos (alpaca), 4038 nucleotides. The record is from RefSeq and is a predicted model, not a curated record. NCBI's taxonomy places the organism in Eukaryota, Metazoa, Chordata, Mammalia, Artiodactyla, Camelidae.
UCUGUCUCCCGGGUUUGGGAGUUGAGGAUCGGGGGUUGGUAGGGUCAACAGGAGAGGGGUCUCCUAAUUCCGGGACAGCUGGGCCUGCUGGGGGUGCGGGGCGCCUUGUGUGUAGCCCCCAGAACAGUGAGUUCCUUCUCGGGGGGAAGGGAGCUGAGGGCUGCGGGCCGGAGGAACGGAAGCUGCACCUCCCAGCCUGCAGAGUACGUUCAGGAGAGGGGUGCCGCUGCCGGCAGGUGCGAAGGCCCAGCAUCUCGCCGCACCGGCCGCCGCGCCACCCUCUCCUGUGGGGUCCCCGGAAGGACCGUGUCGACUGGAGACGGUCUGCUCUCCUGGAACUUCACCCCGCAGUGCACCCAGCCUGCGCUCCCUGCUAGCACUUCUUAGAGCUAAACUUCAGGCAGUGCAUUUUCUUAGGAAGUCUUUUUAAUCCAAGCACCGUCCCAUCCUAAUCACCUUUUUGCUGUAGGACAGUGAAAACAGCCCUUCUCUGUGGAGGAACAGCUUAAGGACAGUCUUUUAAUACCAUUUAUGGCCUUGAGUUUGCUACCAUGUUGCUUAGCCAGUGUUCCUGAGGAUUCCUUUGUUACCAAAGUUAAUAGUUUCUUAGCAGGGAAAAUGGUAUCACAGGUAUCUGUUACCUAGACUCUUGCUUCUUUUGUAAAGACUUUGAUAGAAAUGUGUAACUCAGAGAGCAAAGCGUAUUACUCCAUUUGAACAGCUUUACUCUUUUCUUUUUUCUCUUUUUGCUUUCAGGUAUAUUCCCUUCCCCCUCAAACACUGGGAAUUUUUGUAAUUUAGACGAGUUUCAUUUAGCCUGAGAAUUCUUAGGGAAUGCCAGCUCCCUUUAUAUAAGGUCUAGGGAUAUUAAUUGAUUUUCUAAAACUCCAGUCAAUACACUCCAGAAGAAAGGACCUGAUCAUUUGCAGGUUGGAGUUACCCCCAGCUCUGCUUCCUGCUCUAGUUCACUGUUAAAUAAGGGUGUGAAAGUCGUGUCCAAACAGGCUUGGGACUGAAUCCUGAUCUACCACAUUCUGCUUGUGAACUUUGGGAAAGUUCCUUAUUGCCUGUUUCGUUAAUCUAUAACAUGCUGGUUAUUGUUUAUACACUUCUGAGGGCUAUUGUGAGAAUUAAAUGAGAAAUGUUAUGUGUUUAGUUUACUGCGUGGGCACAUUAUAGACAGUAACAGGAUGAAAAUUAUAAGUACGCCAUCUUUUGUUUUCUGUGUGUGCCUUUGUAUAUCCUUCUUUUAAGCUCUCAUUUUUUCCUGAACUAUGCUAUUCUUUAUAUCCCCAAAUGGAUGCCAAGUCCAUAUAUAACCACCUUUCAGUGAAAGAUAACAUUUCCAGUCCCAUAAAGUAGGUCAGGGAUUGUAGUUGGGUCCAGAAAAUAAAGUUCAGACUGAAAGGGAUAUUGGGAUUAUGGUAGAGAAUAAAAGUUUAGGAAGGAGUUCCCUUGUUAGCCUCCUUUUUAUAUUUAGAGAUAAUUGGCCAUAAUUACUCUAGCCCUGCUUUGUCCUAGUUUCUUGUUAAGAGUUAUAUAAAUCCUGACUUUCUUUUGAAAUUGACUUCAGAGGUUUCAUCCUUCUGUCAAGGACCCAGUUAUUCUUUCUACACUAAACGGAGUUCUUUUUAGCUGCUUCUUAUACUUGCAUAUUGAUUCCUUAAAGUCUUAGUAUUGGUGCCUUUUUUUCAAUUAAAAGUGUUUCUAAGUUCCAGGUGGACAGUGAGUAUUAGUAUUCAUUCUAUUUCUGAAGCUUGAUCUUCAGACUUUAAUGUGAGCAUUUAGUUUUUUAAUCAUUUCCUUAGGAAAGGUAAAUUGGCUUAACCCUUAAUUCUAAACACUUGUGUCUGAGAUAAGAUUUUUUUUUUUUCUAACAGGACUUUUAAAGUCUGUGUUUCUUAUUUCAGUAUGCUCCCCAGAAUAUUAUGUGCUUAGAAUUGUUAUGUUGCAAUGGUUGGGAAGGAAGGAAGAAAACCAAAUUUUAACAAAUGCCUCCAAACAUAACCUGUUUUCCUUCUGCAGGAUUUCUGAUCCCUAACCUGGCUGUGACCAUUGUGAUGGAGCAAGAGCAAAAAUUGUUGGUCUCAGAUUCUGAUGGCUUCACGGAGAGGGAGAGUAUGAAAAGCAUUUUUACAGGAGGUGAAAGUAAGAAUAAUUUGGAAACUGUUCAACAUAAUAACUCUAAGGCAGAUAAACUUAAAGAGAGAGCCUCAAAGUGGUCUAAAAGUGACUGCCCACAAUAUUGUAAGCAUAAAGACACAAAAGAAAUGCCAUUGACAUGGUCCCAAGAAGGUGAGAUUGAGUGUGAUGAUUCCUGUGAGAAUCAUCUUGGCAACUCAGAGAAUCAGGAAAAUUCUACAGGAAAAGAGGAGGAAGAACCUAAUCACCGGGGAUGGGACUCAGGAGAACACACCAGGGCCUCUGUCCAGCAGAAUGCAUCCUUCCGGGACAAACCCUACAAAUGUUCUGAGUGUUGGAAAAGCUUCAGUAAUAGUUCUCAUUUGCGUACUCAUCAGAGGACCCACUCAGGAGAAAAGCCUUAUAAAUGUUCUGAGUGUGGGAAGUGCUUCAGUAGCAGCUCUCACCUGAUUCAGCAUCUGAGAACACACACAGGGGAGAAGCCCUACCAGUGCGGCGGAUGUGGGAAAAGCUUCAGCAACACCUCCCAUCUUAUUAUCCACGAAAGAACUCACACGGGAGAGAAACCCUAUAAAUGUCCUGAGUGUGGGAAGAGUUUCAGCAGCAGCUCUCACCUUAUUCAGCAUCACAGGUCACAUACAGGUGAAAAACCGUAUGAAUGUCCAGUUUGUGGGAAAUGCUUCCGCCACAGUUAUGUCCUAGUAGAACAUCAGAGGACCCACACUGGAGAAAAACCUUACAAGUGUCCCGAUUGUGGGAAGAGUUUUAGUCAGAGUUCUAGUCUGAUCCGCCAUCAGCGGACACACACAGGCGAGAAGCCCUACAAAUGCCCUGAGUGUGGAAGAAGCUUUGGUUGUAAUUCUACUCUAAUGAAGCAUCAGAGAAUACAUACAGGAGAAAAACCCUAUCAGUGCACAGAGUGCGGGAAGAAUUUCAGUCGAAGUUCCAACCUCAUUGCACACCGGAAAACACACACAGGAGAGAAAUCCUAUGAAAGUUCUGAAUAUGAAGAAAGUUUGAGUCCAAACUGCAAUGUGAUAGAAGAAUGCAGACCCCAGCCAGGAGAGAAGCCAUAUAAAUGUUGCGAAUGUGGAAAGAGUUUUGGCCUCAGCUCCCAUCUCAUUAGACAUCAGAGAACACACACAGGAGAAAAACCUUACAGAUGUUCUGAGUGUUGGAAAACUUUCAGUCAGAGUUCCACCCUGGUGAUUCACCAAAGGACGCACACAGGAGAGAAACCGUAUAAGUGUCCUGAUUGUGGGGAGUGCUUCAGCCAGAGCUUUAACCUCAUCAGGCACCGGCGGACCCAUAUAGGAGAAAAACCUUACAAAUGUGCCGACUGUGAGAAAUGCUUCAGCAGAAGUGCCUACCUCAGUCAGCAUCAGAAAAUUCACAUAGAAAAAUCUUCUGAGUCUCCUGAAGUUGACAAUUUUCCUCAUGAAUGGACUUGGAAAAACUGUUCUGGGGAGAUGGCCCUCAUCUCUUCAUUUUCAGUCCCCAGUUCAUCUCCUUCCUGAGUCCCAAAGUCUGUUUUGUUUUUUUCUUUUCUUUUCUUAUCUUUUCUUACUGGACCAUUAUAAUUAAGGUGUUCACUGAUGAUGGUAUUACAAAGUUUCUUUGGUUUGUUUGCCAGAACAUUUGGGGAAAAAUCAACCCCCCAGCUUAGAGGAUGGGAAGACCCCGAUCACGAGGUCAUUGGAUCUGCCCAGUGAGAGAUACUGCCAGUGCUGGAGAAGAAGAGGAAUGAUUUUUAAUUUAAGUGCAAAAAAGGAACCAGUAUUUCAGAAACAACCUUAAUAGGAGCAGCUGCAUCUACGUUGGUAUCUUCUCAAAAUGAUCCAGAAGUUAUCAUUGUGGGAUCUGGAGUCCUUGGCUCUGCCUUAGCAGCAGUGCUUU